Molecule: messenger RNA, 5648 nt
Organism: Hemicordylus capensis (graceful crag lizard)
Lineage: Eukaryota; Metazoa; Chordata; Lepidosauria; Squamata; Cordylidae
Gene: NDUFAF7
Product: NADH:ubiquinone oxidoreductase complex assembly factor 7
Exons: 9
Coding region: 4285-5382 (365 amino acids)
Biological process (GO): mitochondrial respiratory chain complex I assembly
Cellular component (GO): mitochondrion
Molecular function (GO): protein-arginine omega-N symmetric methyltransferase activity
Source: RefSeq, a predicted model, not a curated record
GUGUUUUAGUUCAGAUAAUAAAGCAGACGGAAACAGCACAGUGACUCCAAUGCUGAAACAUCUCAGGAUGAAGAUAAAGUCAACUGGUCCCAUUACAGUUGCUGAGUAUAUGCGGGAAGUCUUGACUAAUCCUCAUAAAGUAUGACUAGUGAUACUUCUAAAUUUGUAUGACACAAAGUGCUCUUUGGGAUUGAAGGCUCCACUUUAUAUUUUUCCAUCAAUUUCAAAGCUUUUUAAUUGUAAUAAACAAACUGGCCUUGUUUAAAAAUCCCGGACUCCUAUCCAAGUUGAUAUUUAGUUAUAAGGCAUAUCUGAAAAUAUCUGUGUGUGCCUUUUGGCCAAAAAACAGGUUGCUUACCUGUAACAGAUGAUCUGGUAGUGAUUCCACGACAUUCAUAAAAAUGAGUAAAAAUGGGUUCUGCGCCUGCGCAGACCUGCUUCGGGUAGCUAUAACUAGCUCCUCGUGACGCCUUCAACUGCCCGUGCGCGAGCGUGCAGUACCUCAAAUUGGCGGUUAGGCGUCUCCAUAUUCCGUUUCUAGCUGAUCGAUGAAGCCCCUAGUACCGAGGCCUAGUGUCCACUAGGAUGUCCCUAAAGUGUCCAACAGUGUAUUCCUGCUAAAGAGUGUCAACAUGUAGUAUGCAGCUUGCAGCGGGGCUGGAUGGGCGGGUUUUAUGAAUGUUGUGGAAUCACUACCAGAUCAUCUGUUACAGGUAAGCAGCCUGUUUAUCUGGAUAGUGAUUCCGACGACACUCAUAAAAAUGGGUGAGUAACGAGCUGCCAACCUAGGUGGCAGGCGCUACAUGCUACUGUAACACCCUUUUCAAAACUUCCCUGCCAAAUUUAGCCUCCGCUGCAGACCUCAGGUCUAAAGCAUAAUGUUUCACAAAUGUGUCUUCUGUUGCCCAAGAAGAAGCUGAGCAGACGUCUGACAUUCUUAGGCCUCCCAAAUGAGCAGCUGAAGUUGCGUAGGUUCUCGUCGACUGCGCCCUAAUAGACUGUGGGGCAGUCUUGCCCUGGUAGCUAUAUGCGUUUCUAAUGGCCAAUACCAGCCAGGCAGACAUCUAAUGGUGAGAAGGUUGCUUGCCCUUGUGGGGUCCUUUGAUUGCCAAGAAAAGGCAGCAAGUUUUCCGGAAGGGCUGUGUCCUUUUUAAGUAGAAGAGGAGAGCUCUUCUGACAUCUAAGGUAUGCAUUGGUUUUUUUAAUAGUGAUGUUGGAUUUCUAAAGAAAGUUGGUAGAACCACAUCACAGUUGACAUGGAAGUCCGACACAAUCUUAGGGCAGAAAUCCGGAUCUAAGCGCAUCACCACUUUCUCUGGAUGAAUUCUAGUAUAAGGCUCAUCUAUACGAAGAGCUCGGAGCUCACUCACCCGUUUUGCUGAGGUGAUGGCCACCAAAAACAGUGUUUUCAAAGUCACGAGUUUUAGGGUAGUGGUCGCCAUAGGUUCAAAUGGUUCCUGUGUCAUAGCAGAAAGUACAAGUGAUAGGCUCCACUUCUCAACUGGAUGCCUGACGGAGGGAUAUAAAUUAUUAAUUCCCUUCAUGAAGUCUUUAGUGUGUGGAUGUGUGAACACAGUUUUACCAUCCCAUCCUUGGUGGCGAGAGGAGAUGGCUGCCAGGUGAACCUUAAUCGAAACAUUUGCCAAUCCCUGCGACUUCAGAGAUGUGAGGUAUAGGAGGACCUCCCUUAAAGUGGCAUCCCUCGGUCGAAACCUCUUGGAUUUUGCGUAAGCAAUAAACCUUUUCCACUUCGCAUCAUAAUUCUUUCUAGUGGAUUCCUUCUUGUUGUUCACAAGAAUGUGUCUCAGAAGCCUACCCUCCACGCCGUCAGCUUGUGGGUGGAUAGGUUUGAGUGAAGGGUUGCUCCGCCAUCCUGACUUAUCUGAUCUGGCCAUUGAGGUAGUCUCUUGUAAUUGAGGCCUGCUAGAUUUCUUAGUCUCGGAAACCAGGGUUGCCGAAGCCACCAAGGGGCAAUGACUAUUGCCUUGGUCUUGUCCUGUAGCAAUUUGGCCACCACCCUGUUCAGGAGCGGGUAUGGUGGGUAUAAAUAGAAGACACUCUGAGUCCAUUGGAAUUGGAAAGCAUCUCCUUUGGAAUUCUUUCCCAAACCCAUCCUUGAACAGAACUGCACACUUUUUGUUGUCAGCUGUUGCAAAAAGAUCCACUGAUGGAGUGGUCCACGCUUGAAACAACUGGCUCACCUGAAGUGAGUUUAGUUCCCACUUGUGUUGAAACAAAGUCUUGUCCAUGCUCAAUGCAUCCACUGUAAUGUUGUCUUGGCCUCUUAUGUGGAUGGCCUGGAGGUGGAUCCUUCUGGCAAUGCACCAAUUCCAAAUCUGUAGACUUAGUUGGCAAAGUGACAUGGACACCGUGCCCCCUUGAUUGUUCACGUAUGCCACUGCCGUAGUGUUGUCCAUUUGUAACAAAACUGUAGCACCGUGCAACAUGUCUUGGAAGCCCUGCAGCGCCUUGAACGCUGCCAGAAGUUACAGAAAGUUUAUAUGAAGGAGUUGCUCUUGGCGACUCCAGUGUCCUGACUUUUGACGUCCAUGCAAGUGAGCCCCCCAUCCUUGCUGUGACGCAUCCAUGGUCAGCGUCAGUGUUGGACUUGGUAAAUGGAAGGGUACUCCUUGCAACAGAUUCGCAACCUUUGUCCACCACAGAAGAGACGUCAACACCCCUUCCGGGAUUAGCAGCUGCUUGUUCUGCGGGUCCAAAUGUGGGUUGAACAGCUGAAGAAACCACGUCUGAAGCUUCCGCAUGUGUAGUUUCGCAUAUCUGACCGUUGUAGUGCAGGAGGCCAUCAAGCCCAGCAACACCUGGAUGGAUCUGACCCCUUGCAGCGGCUCCAACCGAAAAUGAUGUACCAUAUUGUGGAUGCGUAGGUACCUGUCCAUUGGCAAAAAAGCCCUCUGUACCGUCAUGUCAAGUAUCGCACCGAUGUAAGGCAACUUCUUGGCUGACACAAGGUGUGACUUUUUCUGGUUGACCUGUAUUCCCAGCUGUUCUAGAAGCGUUGACACCGCUGACACAUGAGACAGGAGUUCUUCCCUUGUCUUUGCUGUCAGAAGCCAGUCGUCUAAAUAUGGAAAAAUAGAAAUUCCUUGAACCCUGAGAUAAGCUAUUAUCACUGCCAUACAUUUAGUAGAUUCUCUUGGUGCAGUUACUAGCCCAAAAGGCAGCACAUUAUAUUCAUAGACCUCAGAACCGGGUGUAAAAAGCAAGAACUUCCUGUGGUUUAUUUGUAUGCUGAUGUGAAAGUAAGCAUCCUUUAAAUCCAACGUUGCAAUCCAGCCCUCACCAUGAAGUAGAGGGAGGAUAGCUUGCAAAGUAAUCAUACGGAAUUUCUUCACAUCGACAUACAGGUUUAGCUCUCUGAGGUUCAUGAUAGGGCGUAUGCCUCCAUCCCUUUUAGGAAUUUGGAAGUAUCUGGAGUAGAACCCACAAUGGCACCGUGACCAUGGUACUGGUGAAAUUGCUCGCUUUUCUAGCAAGGAGCUGACCUCCUCUCUGAGAGUAUCAGUCUCUGGGGUAUACUUAACUCCUGUGAACUCUGGCACAGCAAUGAACUCAAUAGCAUAGCCUGUUUGAAUUAUGCGCAAGACCCAUCUGUCAGAUGUUAUGUUGCGCCAUGCAAAGGCAUGACUUGCCAGAUGGAUGGUAUUAUCGGCUAUGUGCAGGGCGAUGUUAGGCCCUGGCGUGUGCAAGGCGAUGUUGUGCCCUACAGGGACCGCUAGUCGGGUCUGUGGAUUCUGAGGGUCACCCAAGGGGGCUGCAGAUCUCAGCGUCCUUUGGGAUCACAGGUGUUACUUAGUUUGUGUGCCAGAUCUAUUUUUAUUUUGCUGAUCAUUUCUAUUCUUGUUAGCAUAGGCCUUCUUGUUGUAACGAUUCCAGGGCCUGCGGAAAUCUCUGCGUUCCCCACGCUGGUAGUUGUUUUGACGUCCGUAAUAAGGCUGGUACCUAUUCAAAUUGUUCCUUUGAGAUUGUGUCAUAAAGGUUCUUGCAUUGGUUUUUUACUUCCGCCACUGUUCCAUUGUCUCAUCAGUAGCCUCCGCGAAAAGGCCCUUGCCAUCAAAUGCCAGAGACUCUAUUCGAUCACGCAUGUCCUGCUGAAGGAAUGUGGAGCGGAGCCAAGCAUGAAAUUGCUUAGCAUUACAGCCGAGGUCAGAGUUCUCGACUCCGACUCAGCCAGGUGUUUCGCAUUGGCCAGCUGUUGGCACGUUGUAGUCGUCGUUUGCUGGAAAGUUGUUUCAAACUUCUGUUUAAAUUCCUCAGGGAUACUAUAUGCACCGAGACAUGCUAGGAGAAGGAGGAGAUUUUAUUACUUCACCUGAAAUAAGCCAGAUCUUUGGGGAGUUAAUAGGUAUUUGGUUUGUUAGUGAGUGGGUGGCUACUGGCAAACCAAAAAGAUUUCAACUGGUAGAAAUGGGCCCAGGAAGAGGUAGUCUUAUGAGCGAUAUUUUGCGGGUUUUUAAUCAGCUGAAGUCUUUACUUCGUAAAUGUGACAUUUCUGUGCACUUGGUGGAAGUCAGUCCCAAAUUAAGUGAGAUUCAAGCAUUAAAACUGGCAGAAGAAAAGAUAAAAAUAAUGGAUAGCUCCUCUGUUUAUAUGCAAGGUAUUACGAAGACUGGGCUUCCAAUUUUCUGGUAUCGAGACUUGAAUGAUGUACCCAUAGGCAACAGUUUUUAUUUAGCACAUGAAUUCCUCGAUGCUCUACCUAUACAUAAAUUUCAGAAAACAGAAAAGGGGUGGCGUGAAUUGUUGGUUGACAUUGAUCCAAAUUCUCCUGACAAGCUGCGGUUUGUCCUUGCACCAUCUGUCACUCCUGCUACAAAAGCCUUCAUACAGGAUAAAGAAUCUAGAGAUCAUGUGGAAGUGUGUCCUGAUGCUGGCAUCAUCAUUCAGAAGCUGAGCCAUAAUAUUGAAAAAAAUGGGGGAGCUGCAUUGAUUGUAGAUUAUGGCCAUGAUGGAACCAAAACGGAUACUUUCAGGGGAUUCCUUGGCCAUAAACUUCAUGAUGUGUUAAUAGCCCCAGGAACAGCAGACCUCACAGCAGACGUAGAUUUCAGUUACUUGCGAAGAGUGGUACAGGAAAGAGUUGCCACAUUGGGUCCCAUAAAGCAACAGGAAUUUUUGAAAAACAUGGGAAUUGAUGUCAGACUCCAGGUGCUAUUACAGAAUGUGAAUGAUGUAGUUACUCGCUCUCAGCUUCUUCGAAGUUAUGAAAUGCUGAUGGACAUGGAUAAAAUGGGAGGAUGCUUCAACUUUUUUGCUCUUCUGCCUCACUACAGAUUAGUGGCGGCCAGUGAACUAAUGAAGCCAAAUCGCUCAAUGUCACUUCCAGCACCUGUUGCUGGCUUUGGUGAACUUGUUUGGAAGUGAAAUCCAUAUUUGAAUACUUUUCUCAUGACAGAAUGGUGUAGGCUUUCCGUAAAUAAUUAUGAGAACAGACUCUGUAUUACAAUCUUUAUAUAGAAAUGAACUAGUUAUUCCAUCAGUACCCCAAAAUUCAGUAUCAUGGAACCUGUAUCCAGAAUGAAAUAAUGUUAAGGGAGAGAAAAAAUUCACUCUGGCUGAAAAUAUACCUUGACUUCAUGUAAUAUUACACUGUACUUAAUUUUUAAUACAACUGAGAUUUUUUGUUCCUA